Messenger RNA from Prorocentrum cordatum, 2400 nucleotides. NCBI's taxonomy places the organism in Eukaryota, Dinophyceae, Prorocentrales, Prorocentraceae. The record is from the annotation of a GenBank genome assembly.
AUGUUGUCUCGAGGUGACCGUGGGCAGACCCAGGUGAAGGCCGAUCUGAUGGACCUCGAAGCGCUUGGGCCCCUGACCCCGUCAGAAGGUGGCAGUGGUCUCAGUGCAACGCCGCGCAAGGGGAAGCAGCACGGGCCGCGCAUGGUCUGCGGGUUGCUGAAACCCGACAUGCCCUCGAACAGCAAGUUCUGCUGGGAUGGCAAGAGGACGUUCGACACGAUGAUGAAGCAAACCAAGGGCCAGAACAAGAAGAACGGCAACACCGAGGGCCAGGACAGGCUCAACAAGAUGAAGGGCGAGGCCAAGAAGGUCAAGAUGCACAAGGCCCGAUGGAUGAAGUUGGCGACCGAGCAGUUCAUGCCCCCUGCUCACAUUGCCGAGGCGGAAUGGACCAAGGCAAAGAACGAGACGCCGCUCAAGCUGCAAGAUAACCAGGGCCCUGAGGGCGAGUUGCGCUCGCCGAUGCCCGUCGAGGAGGCAAUCGUCGCAGCGAACACCUCAGAGCACGAGAGGUCCACGGUGUUGGAGUCGAAGAAGAGGAGGGUCACAGGCGAGCAGCAGGUGGAGGAGGGGCGAUCCAGCUUGGUCGAGGGCCACGCGAGCUUCAACGAUUCGAUGUUCGACAACGUGGGAGGCGGUGCGUUCGCACACGGUGGCGGCUUUAUUUCGGGAUCUGGCUGUGGUUCUUUCAGCGGCUUCUCCGACGGCACGAGCACGUCACCCGCAGGAAUGGUCGUGAUCAACGCCAGUGCCGACAAAAAGCCGACGCCGAUGCAAGAGAAUGCGCGGGGCGAAAUCAAUCGCUUUAAGCUGCAAGAUUUCAUCAAGGAGAAGUCCAAGGAAGGCGUUGCCAACAUCACGCAGGUCUUCUUAUCCUCGGAGAAGGCUUGCAAUGAUACAGCGCCGCGCAUCUUCGGUGAUGGCGCCGUCGAGAAUCAGCUCAGGUACGUGGACGCGACGUUGAAUCGCAUGGACUUCUUGCGCUUCAUAUUUGUCCACCCGGGGAACGAGGAGAGCUUCGGGCUGGUGGUCCUCGACGGGGCAGGUAAGACCUCACUCCAGGCUGCGGUAAAGGCGCUGGCCGUGGUGGAUGCGGCGCUGGAGGCGACGCCUGGCCCAGACCCAAACGCGUUGAAGAUCGUUCCAGCGGCGGACGUGCGGAAUAAGAUCAAGUUGGCGCAGCAGGCCUUGGCAAGCACAUCAACGACAGGACAGCGCCAGUCGCUCUUCACGAAAGCCGGGUGGGACAACACCAACGCGAAGUUCGGAGAUGGCAACGGCUUCACUCAGAUGGAGUUCCAUCGGUUUGCACGAAGCGUCCGCGAGGUGCGGUACCAACUCGAGACUACGCUGAAGGCCCGCGACGAUCCGGGAGUGGGAAGGCUGGGUGAGGCCAUCGACGCAGUGGACGAGGUCAUGAAGACUAAGACCUACACAGGGGCCAAGAUUGAAAAUAUUACAGCCAUCAUGAACAGCGACGGGAUGCAGGAGAUCGUGAAGCAGUCUUUCGUCCAGUUCGCGCUCAAGUCCAUGGAGUGGACCGCGGCCGAUGCAGAUGAUGGCGCCGUCAAGCUCGGUGGCCCGACUUCCCCCCUCUUCGAGAGCGGCAUAGUGCAAUUUAAGGAGUUGCUCAAGCUCUCGUUCUGCUCGCGCCUCAGCAAAUUCCGCUUGCUCUCUCUCAUCGCCGCGAAGAAAGACCUGGGCGCGGCGAUGCCGAUCACCAACCCCGAGGACUUGCCCGUGUUCUUUCGGUUUAACGAGUUCGACAUGAUGGCCAAGUACGCCACAACGGAGGACCAGGGCCACGCCGUGAAGAAAGCAGUGACCGAUGCCACCGCCUUGAUUGCUAAGCUUACCAAGGUCUGCUGCGCUGGCAUCUCAGAGUGCCUGAACAACGUCUCAGGAAAGCAGGCGGGCGCCGAGGCACUGAAGAAACCGAAGGAGGAGGAAAAUAGAGCAAGUGCCGCGGCCAAGAAGAACGCUCAGGAGCGCCAGAACAUCGAGCAAGCCGAGGUGGCGCUGCCAAGCCAAGUGCAUGAAGUGAUUGAGGACAUCCGUAAGUACGACACCGAGGCAGAUGUGAAGGAUGCGCUUGCCACGAAGAGCCUCGAUGCCAAUGUGGGCAUCCCGCGCAUCGUAAUGGAGCGCAACUGCAUGUCCACGAUCGUGCAAGAACGCUCGGUCAAAGCGGCAGUGGGAGUCUUCAAGAUCCAAUGCCCCAGCUCAGUGCAAGCCAGUAAAGAUGGCCGCGGGCAGACCCCGCUCGCCAACGAGCAGAAGGACCACAUCCGCAAAGCCAUGCUCGAGUCCGGACCAGGGAGGACGAUCGAGUGCAAGUCCACUGGAGCGAACGACCCGAACGCGCUGGCCGUGAUAUCAAGAAUCGGCCCUGAGACCUAA